AUGGCAGGUUUCUGUUUUUCAUCGUUUCUGGAUAAGGCUUUUAAAUGAACUCUGAAGAAUUUUUUAUAAUAUUAAGCGAAUAAAGUGUAAUAUUGAGAUGGUGGCAACGUUGAGCUGGCCAAGGGCAAAAUUGUCGGUUGCAAAUGGCAAGUGAUGAAGAAACUUGGCGAAGGCGGCUGUGGAGCCGUCUAUUUGGUCAAAUCCGUCGAUUCUCAGGAUACCUAUGUUGCUUUUUUUCAUUGUUCUUUUAAUUUGGAAUCAAUCGGAUUACCUGGAAAAUUUCUGUUUUGAACUUUUAAAACGAGAAAUUCACUUUAAAAAUUUUUAAAACUUUUUGAAUGAUAUGAUGAUUAAAAAAAGUUCUUUGUCGGCUCCCGAUAAUAAAAAAACGUCUCGUAGAUCAUCUUCUUUUUUUCUUGUGAGAGUAGUAGACGAAUUUUUGAAAAAUUCAGACAAGGUUUGCGUUAGCGAGUUUCGAGUCAAAUAAUCAAUUUUUUUAGGUUUUUUUAUUUACAACCAGAAGCGUAAAAAAAAUGCGUCAAUUUGAAUUAGUUUGAAAAUAAUUCCAGAAGUUUUUAUUCAAUUUGAUACAUGUUGAUAAUUGUUGAAUUUAAUUUGAAAAAUGCAACUUUUCUCUAGGCAGCAAUGAAAGCCGAAUCAAACAAUGCAACUGGUGGAUGCGUUUUGAAACUCGAAGUGGCGGUAAAAUUUUUUUUCAAAUAAAGAAAGCUCUCACAAUGAAUUAUCUGUGAAUGAGAAAAGUUUCAAUAUGAAAAAAAAAAAUGGUAAAAAUCACGAAUUAUUGCGCUUUCUUCAGACCGACAAGAGAUUUCAUUUUUCAUAUAGAAGUCGGUUUCAGAUCCUCCGAAAACUGUCCCGCAAGCCUCACGUCACUCAACUGUUCUGCUCGGCGAGGAACAGUCAGUUUAGCUACAUGGUGAUGACACUCCUUGGCGAUAGUCUCAAUAAGAUUAGCAGGUUCUUUUUGUUAUGAUUGUUGCGUUUGGAAUGGCUCGAUGCGGCCUUUUUUCAUGCUUUAUCUACCUAUUCUUCUCGAAAAAAAUGAUCUUUUCCACUUCAAGACGCCUCGGCCGGAUAUUCAGCGUCUCGACGCAAGUUCGCAUCGGCGCCAACAUUCUAUUUUGUUUGAAACAAAUUCACGACGUACUAUUUCCCUUUCGUUAUUUAUUAACCAAUAGCAAAUUUCUAGAUUGGUUAUAUUCAUCGAGAUCUAAAGCCGGCGAAUAUUGCGUUGGGAUUUGUAAGUCUCGAUUUUUUUUUUUGAGAAAAAUACCCUUGAGAUUCCAAAUUUCAGAAUAUUUUUUGGAUUGAUGGAUAGAUGUACUUUUUUCAAGAAAAAAACUAUACAAAUAAGCUUGGUAAUUUCUGAAUUGGUCUUAAAAUCAACUUAUUUACGUCAGGAGCAGAUGUUAUUUCGUGACUCUGUCACCAAAAACUCCUGAAUUUUUUGGUAAUUUUGAAAAUAAUUCUGCCUGAGUGAAAUUAUACCCAAUAUACCGAUCCUCUUUGAAAUAACAUUGUUUAACUUAUUCAACUUAAUAUCAAGUUAGAAGUUAUGUUUUUUUAUCUAGAUUCAUCAUUUGAUAGUCUAGAACUAGUAAUUUUAAUUUUGCGUGAAUUGUCAAAAAGAGCGAUAUUUUCACCGAGAUAAAGGUUUUUCUUUCUUUCUGUUAGACUGGCACCGCCGAGUCUCGCUUUUUCCACAUUCUGGACUUUGGGCUCGCUCGGCAGUACGCAGUGACUAGCGAAGACGAACCAGAACGCUACAAGUUGCGACGUCCUCGCGAAAGGGCACUGUUCAGGUGUGCGAGCCGCGACGCGACCGCAACGCGUCCUGAUCCUUCAGAGGCACCACGAGGUACUGCUCGGUCGGAAUGCACGAUCGCGCCGAGCAAGGAAGAGUCGACGACCUCUGGAGCAUGCUCUACUUGCUCGCCGAGCUCCGCGGACCGCUUCCUUGGUCUUCUUUUGCGUGAGCGACGUCACCUUCUGCUCGACGAUGACGUCAUGAGUUUAGGGACAAAAAGGUGGUCGGCGAGCAGAAGAGACUAUACUCAGAUGACGCUCUCCUGCAGAACAGCCCGACGGAAAUGCUCGAAAUCGCCCAAUAUUUGAGGUGACCGUGGUCGGCCUCGACGAUUCAAACUUUUCGCUGCAGGACGUUAACGUAUUACAAUCGGCCGGAUUACUUGAAGAUUUACAAUUUGUUUCUGUCUAUCAUGGACAAGGGAAAGUUCAAGUCAGUUCUAAUCUUCUGGACUUGUUGCUCAAACAUCUUUUUUUGCAGAUGGUCUGAUCCUUUCGAUUGGGAGCUGCUGUAAGUUCCUAAAGUUAGAUAUCCCACUUUAAUUAAUGACAUAUUGAAGGGAUAAGAAAAAAGAGAAGAGGAGCCUUUCAAAGGCCCUCACACCCACGAGAAGCGUCUCCAAAGAGCCACCGUCGAGGUGAAAGAUAACCGUGAAGUUAUCGAUUUUCAGGAAUGUUUAGUAAUGAAGGAUCAGAACCUUUUAAAAGGAAUGUUUAAAAAAAGUCAAAGUCAAAAAUAUUAGUUAGCGGUUACUGAGUUGAUGACCUCACUUAAUAGGAUAUUGAAGUAUAGUAUUCGAAAAUCUUUAAUCAAAAGACAGUUAAAUUGGCGAAGAUUCGAGUAUACAUGCCUGUGACGUCAUCGGAGUUUUAUUUUGAAUUAUUAUGUCCGUGAAAAGGAUGUACUGACUUGACACGGUAAAACCAAUGAAUUUAUCUUCUCCCACUAAGUUUUUGGCGCCUUGAACAAGGACUUUAGCGGUGAGGAGUGAAACGAAAAAAAAAGAGGUAAAAUUAGGCUUAUGGCGUUGACGUCACGACUAUCGUCGCCAAUAUUUGGCCUCAGAGCGAAGACGCCGACGCGGUCGAAGCCUGUAGCGUCCAAGGAGGCGGAGAUGGCCUCGAGAAUGGACGACGCCGUCGAGCAGAAAACCGUCGGGACUAAGGAACAUGUCGGCAAUGACGUGAGCCUUUUUGACGUCAUCAGAAGCCGGAAAAAAGGAUAUUUUCAGACUAUCUUGCCUUUCAAAAUCGAAGAUUUUACGACGAACCCUAUCGGAUUUUGA
Caenorhabditis auriculariae is the source of this 3113-nucleotide messenger RNA. Lineage: Eukaryota; Metazoa; Nematoda; Chromadorea; Rhabditida; Rhabditidae. The record is from the annotation of a GenBank genome assembly.